UCGAAUGCAGCAUGUAGUCCCGCAUGUGAGCCCAAAUCAAGGGAGGCCAUUUUCUUGGCAGGCGCUUGACGCAGCCCCCGAAUUUAUAAUGGGGAUCCAAUGCACUUGGACACUCCAGCGGGUUCAAUUUAGGCCUUCCGUUUUGUUCCGGUGUAUUAAUACUAAUCCAAGACCAAAUUCUCUUCGCUCAUCUGUUUUCGCCACCAUGUCCUCCGUUUCCACUGAAAAGAGCGUCGAUUCUGACCAGAAAGGAUCGAACAACGACACUCAGAAGCCAUUGCAGGUUUCGAAUCGGCUUGAAAAGUUCAAAACAACCAUUUUCACUAGAAUGAGUAACUUAGCGAUCCAAUAUGGCGGAAUAAACCUCGGCCAAGGCUUCCCGAACUUUGACGGUCCCGAAUUUGUAAAGGAAGCAGCAAUUCAAGCCAUCAAGGACGGGAAAAAUCAAUACGCUCGUGGAUAUGGAGUGCCAGAUUUGAACUUGGCCAUUGCUGAGCGAUUCAAGAAAGAUACUGGACUUGUGGUCGACCCCGAGAAGGAAGUUACCGUUACCUCCGGGUGCACCGAGGCAAUUGCUGCAACCAUGCUUGGCUUAAUAAAUCCUGGUGAUGAGGUGAUCCUUUUUGCUCCUUUUUAUGACUCUUAUGAAGCCACUCUAUCAAUGGCUGGUGCCAAAAUCAAAUGCAUCACGUUACGCCCUCCAGAUUUUUCGAUCCCUAUAAAUGAGCUCAGGUCUGCAAUCUCAAAGGAUACUCGAGCAAUCCUUAUGAACACGCCCCACAACCCAACGGGAAAAAUGUUCACGAAGGAUGAAUUGAACGAGAUUGCUUCUCUCUGCAUCGAGAACGAUGUGUUAGUUUUCUCUGAUGAAGUUUAUGACAAGUUAUCUUUCGAAAUGGACCACAUCUCCAUAGCCUCUCUUCCAGGAAUGUACGAGCGCACCGUUACGAUGAAUUCAUUAGGAAAAACAUUCUCCCUCACCGGUUGGAAGAUCGGGUGGGCGAUCGCUCCACCUCACUUGACAUGGGGCGUUCGACAGGCACACGCUUACCUUACUUUCGCUACCUCCACUCCAAUGCAGUCAGCUGCUGCUACAGCUCUCCGAGCACCCGAUUCUUACUACGAGGAGCUGAAGAAGGACUACAUGGCAAAGAAAGCCAUUUUAGUAGAGGGACUGAAUGCAGUUGGGUUCAAGGUGUUUCCAUCAAGCGGAACCUACUUUAUCAUCGUCGAUCACACCCCUUUCGGGCUGAAGAACGACGUCGAGUUUUGCGAGUAUCUGAUCAAAGAAGUCGGCAUUGUUGCUAUUCCGACGAGCGUGUUCUACCUAAACCCAGAAGAUGGGAAGAAUCUAGUGAGAUUUACAUUCUGCAAAGAUGAGAACACACUCAGGGCGGCGGUGGAGAAGAUGAAGGAGAAGCUAGUUGGGAAGUAAGUCCUGAUUGAUCAGAGCAACCUUAGUUUCGUCGAACAAUAAAAUUUUCACUCACAAAUGCUUCCAUUGGUGUCGCUUUUAAGUUAGCUGUUUUCCCAGCUGCUUUGCUCUUCAAUUUAUUGCAUCAAUCAAUGGAUAAAUCUAAUCGAAUAACGAUUUCAGUUGUUUUUUU
Messenger RNA from Cucurbita moschata (crookneck pumpkin), 1607 nucleotides. RefSeq names its product methionine aminotransferase. Gene Ontology annotation, molecular function: L-kynurenine:2-oxoglutarate transaminase activity; pyridoxal phosphate binding. The transcript has 3 exons. The record is from RefSeq and is a predicted model, not a curated record. NCBI's taxonomy places the organism in Eukaryota, Viridiplantae, Streptophyta, Magnoliopsida, Cucurbitales, Cucurbitaceae. Bases 5 to 1435 code for a protein of 476 amino acids. Gene Ontology annotation, cellular component: cytoplasm. Gene Ontology annotation, biological process: biosynthetic process.